AUGCUCCAUUUCAUGUUUUUCAAUUAAUAAAUUAUUUCUUUUCUAUCUAAAUUCAUUUAAAGUCAAAAAUAUGAUUAAUUAAAGUUGGACCUGAUUUUUUAUCUUUUGCAUUUCUCUAUUGAAUGUGUUGAUUUUUUUGGAUGA
Messenger RNA from Paramecium sonneborni, 144 nucleotides. NCBI's taxonomy places the organism in Eukaryota, Ciliophora, Oligohymenophorea, Peniculida, Parameciidae. The record is from the annotation of a GenBank genome assembly.